GUGGUUACAGACAUGAGGCUGUGGUUGCGGGAUGCAAUCUCUACUUUGAAGGGGGAUAUCAUGCAGCUCAUCAGCACCAUGGUGGAGAGGGCUGCAGUAGAGAUUGACGUCUUGUUUCCUGGUUACACCCACAUGCAGAGAGCCCAACCAAUUCGAUGGAGUCACUGGAUUCUCAGCUAUACUGUUGCUCUCAGCAGAGACACCGAGCGUUUGGAGGAGAUUCACAAACGGGUGAACGUCUUGCCCCUGGGAAGUGGGGCUAUUGCUGGGAAUCCAUUCAGUAUUGACAGAGAGCUGCUUCGUAGAGAGUUGUCCUUUGAUGACAUCAGCAUAAAUAGUAUGGAUGCCACUGGACAGAGAGAUUUUGUUGCUGAGUUUUUGUUCUGGGCUUCGCUGUGUCUCACACACCUGAGUAGGAUGUCUGAGGAUCUUGUCCUGUACAGCACAAAAGAGUUUUCCUUUGUUAGCAUUUCAGAUGCUUACAGCACUGGCAGCAGCCUGAUGCCCCAGAAGAAGAAUGCAGACAGUCUGGAACUGAUUCGCAGCAAAGCAGGACGUGUAUUUGGUCGGUGUGCAGGAUUCCUUAUGACUUUGAAGGGACUCCCUAGCACAUACAACAAAGACUUGCAGGAGGACAAAGAGGCGAUGUUUGACUGCUAUGACACUGUGCAUGCCAUUCUCCAGGUUGCCACUGGUGUUAUGUCCACACUGUCGAUCAACCCCAAAGUCAUGGAGGGAGCAUUAAGCUCAGACAUGCUGGCCACUGACCUGGCAUAUUACCUGGUUAGGAAAGGGGUGCCAUUCCGAGAGGCUCACAGCUGCUCAGGGAAAGCAGUCUCUCUGGCUGAAUCAAAGAACAUUCCUCUCAACCAGCUGACUAUGGAUGACCUCCACAACACCAGCCCGCUGUUUGACAGCGAUGUGUCCGCAGUGUGGAACUACACCAACAGUGUUGAGCAGUACAACACCCCCGGUGGCACUUCCAAGAGCAGUGUCACUGCCCAGGUCCAGCAGCUGCGAGAGUGGCUCAAGGCCCACAAGAACUGAGUGACUGUUCUACAACCCUUUUUCAGUACACAUCUUCUCCCUUUCUACAACUCUCUAUACAUAUUAUGCUAGGACUUGACCACCAGUAUACCUCCUCGAUGGAAUGCACAGGUAUUGCAGUUGACUGUAUCAAGGUAUAACAAGGUGUGAGCUGCUAUAAGUUUCUCCCAUGUUUCUGAACUUUUGUGACUUACGUACCUGGUUUCAGAAUGUGCAGUAUUCUUGCUGUUUGGUGAAAGAGGCGCAUAGAGCAAGAUUUGAGGAUGGAGUACUGCAUUUUGAGCUAAUGCAAUUGCGUGAUAUGACCACUAGGGGGAAGUAAUGGUCUUUUUUCCAGUUUUUCUGUUGCAUUUUUUCAGUUCCGGUCACAAACAGCCAUUCUUAGGUUUAUUAAUCCUGCUUUUUAACAGAGAGCUUGGCAAAUUGGAGAGUGCAAUCUGCUACAUACAAAUCUGAUGGAGUAGAAUAGAGUGCAUUUUGCAGAUGAAAGCCUGUUUUACAGAAACACAGGUAAACACUAUUAUGCAAUUUAAAAAGUACAUAUGGUACAAGCAAUUUCUG
Molecule: messenger RNA, 1608 nt
Organism: Scleropages formosus (Asian bonytongue)
Lineage: Eukaryota; Metazoa; Chordata; Actinopteri; Osteoglossiformes; Osteoglossidae
Product: argininosuccinate lyase-like
Exons: 12
Coding region: 13-1047 (344 amino acids)
Cellular component (GO): cytosol
Molecular function (GO): argininosuccinate lyase activity
Source: RefSeq, a predicted model, not a curated record